AUGAACGUUUGGGCCCUUGAUACCAAGUCGGUAGCGCCGCGCGUUCCAGUGAAAAAGACGUUCUUCGCCGACGAAGUUGAAGUGGUAUCGACAUCAGGGUGGGGAGACGACACGAAAUCUCAGCGAAGGAAGCAACGAGGGAAGGUUGAGUUCCUGGUAGAAGAUCAGCUAGACAGUGACGAUGCACAUGACAUGUCAGGUAACGCUGCCAAUAGUAGCACGGUCAACAUGAUAAGUGCCAAGGCCAACCAGAUCAGCUCUGCGGACGUCGUUGAAGCUGUUGAUAGUGAAAAACGUGCUGGGUCGACGAGUUUGAAGCAGGAGCGACAAAGGAGCAAAGAGAAGAAGCGCGAAAAUUCCGCGAGGUCGAACCAGGAGAUCGCAGUGCAUCAUCUCGUUCGCGAAUUCCUGCUCAUGCACUGUCACGACGACGUUGUUAGAAUCCUCGACAAAGAACGUUCUAUGCCGCAGCUCGGUGCCGCAGAGGUCAAACAACUGAGUCACCGCUUGACCGGUACAGACAAAACUAGUGAACACCCGCCAGUUCCGUCUUCGCUGUUAGAGCGCUUUCUCGCAUGCUCCAACGAAGCCAAGGUCAAGGCAAGAGUAAGACGAAGUGCCACGGAACGACCUGUACCAGGAGAGACGACUUCCUCUAAGAGCUCUCCAACCAGCCGAAGAAAGCCUGAACUAAAUGUGAUCACGAGCAACUUGGAUCAAACCGCCAGCAAAAAUGGUGCUGCCACUCCUGUCACCAACCAAGGUUAUAAUCGCCUGAACCAUCCAGGAUCCACACCACACCAUGGACCCGUCGUUGGAGAACCAGGAUCGACGCCAAUGCCUCGCUCAAAGGACUUACACCUUUUCGGAUUCGAAGAAGUCGACGACGAUGUGGAAAAAUCUGCAUCCGACAGCGUAGCUGAAGGCGAUGAUGAUGCUGGUGGUGAUACAGACCAGUUCUCACACUACGCUCUGCGGAAACGCACGUCAAAGACUGGUCUGAAACGCGUACAGUUGGGAGAUCCUGGAAGUACUCCAACCAAAGAGUACAUCUUCUUCCGAGAAACUCCUCCUUCUUUUGUGACGGAAACCAUUGAAGACGCAGUCGAAAUAUUCGAGAAAUUGGGCAACAAUCCCGAAUUCGUGAAGCAAGCAGUGGUUGUCGAACGGUUCAUCGAAUUGCAGAGCAGUGAAGUAUCCAAGUAUACAAUCGGGAACUAUCGUGAUCGACACUUGUCCUGA
Phytophthora nicotianae INRA-310 is the source of this 1242-nucleotide messenger RNA. RefSeq lists its product as hypothetical. NCBI's taxonomy places the organism in Eukaryota, Oomycota, Peronosporomycetes, Peronosporales, Peronosporaceae. The record is from RefSeq and is a predicted model, not a curated record. The transcript has 4 exons. The coding region runs from base 1 to 1242 and encodes 413 amino acids.